Molecule: messenger RNA, 801 nt
Organism: Rotaria sordida
Lineage: Eukaryota; Metazoa; Rotifera; Eurotatoria; Philodinida; Philodinidae
Source: the annotation of a GenBank genome assembly
AUGACGACCAAACAAUUAAACGUUACGGAUAGAAUUCUCCUCCACGGUGUCGAUACCGAACUUUCGGAUGAUUAUAUUAGAAGCGAACUGUUAAAAACUUAUCAAGGUGUUAAACACGUUCAACGAUGGUACCGUAAAGAUAAAGAUAAACAUGAAAAUGAAAUUCCAAAGGAUCUUGUCCAAGUUAAUUUUAUAUCACCAAAAUACACCGAAAGGUUUCUUCAAGAUGGGUUUAUUAACAUAGGUAACCUUCGCUGUCAAGUGGCACCUUUAAAACCAACUAUACGUCUUGAGAACGAAAUUAAAAGUGACAAUGAAUCAGAUUGUCAAUCAGAAAGAUUCACCGAGGAACAACAAGUUACUGAUAAAAUUCUCGUCCACGAUGUUCCUACGCACAUUCCUGAUGAGGAUCUUAAACAAGAACUAUCAAAAAUUUACCGUGGUAUUAGAUAUGUCAAGCGAUGGUACUAUAAAGAUGAGUCAAAAGCUCCAACGGAACGUGUUCAAAUUGAUUUUACAUCAUCAAAACAUACCAAAACUAUUCUUGAAAAUGGUUUCAUUAAUGUUGGCCGGUAUUGUUGGCCCGUGACAGCUUUAAAGCCAAGUAUGUAUCUACGUAACAAGCUCGAAAGUGAUAGUAGAUCAUAUUAUCAACCACAGAUACUCACUGAACAAGAUAUAUUGCACACAUUUGAAGAGCAAAAAAAACAAUUGAACGAUUUGAUGUGUCAUUUUGACGAUCAACUCAACAAGACCGUUCGUCUUCUGUGCAAGGAUGCCCAUGACUCAUCAUCUGGCUAA